GAAUACCGUAGCCGAUCGUUUCUACCGUGAUCAAAAUGGCGAGGGUGUUGGUGUUGGUUUUAUUGCUCGCCCAUUUAUCGUUUCGGGCGAUCGCAGCGCCUUGUCUGUUGUGCGGCGAUAUUGUCGGGGGCGCGUACGAGUCCGAUGAAGAAGACGAAGAUGACGACGCUACCGAAGCCCCAGACGCUAUCAAAGUGGCGCUGUCCGGAACCAUUAACCAGUUCGGGCCGGUACCUCAGAUCGGUGCGAUACCGGUCCGUCUGAUGGGAACACUAGAGGGCGUCCCCGCUUCUUUCCUAGACACCCCGUUGGAGAUAUCUGCUUCGUUGUCGCGUAACGGCGCGCCACCUAGCGGACAGUCACCGGCGGCAGCGCCGCCUCAACCGGUUCAACCGCCGCAGCCGCCGCAAACGGUGACUCAACCGGAAACCGAAGAGCAAUAAACAGUUUCUCAUUGAUGGGAAAAUCACCACCCAAAAUUGGGAUACACAUUUCAAAUUUACUGGUUUUAUAACAGUUUUUAAAAUAAUUUCAAUGCUUUAUAUAAAAAUACUGCUUCUGUCAAUAACAUCUAAAUAUAUGUAAGCAUGUCUGGUAUUUGAAUGAAUGACCU
Molecule: messenger RNA, 613 nt
Organism: Cylas formicarius (sweet potato weevil)
Lineage: Eukaryota; Metazoa; Arthropoda; Insecta; Coleoptera; Brentidae
Exons: 3
Coding region: 36-443 (135 amino acids)
Source: RefSeq, a predicted model, not a curated record